Molecule: messenger RNA, 1348 nt
Organism: Glycine soja
Lineage: Eukaryota; Viridiplantae; Streptophyta; Magnoliopsida; Fabales; Fabaceae
Product: probable pectinesterase 29
Exons: 7
Coding region: 1-1182 (393 amino acids)
Biological process (GO): cell wall modification
Molecular function (GO): pectinesterase activity
Source: RefSeq, a predicted model, not a curated record
AUGCUUCUACAUUGUGUUGUUGCACAUGAAUCAAUUGGAAAAUCAUUACCCAAGGCUUUUCUAGAGCGUGUCAAAGAUGAAUUUGUGUCAAAAUAUGGUGGUGGAAAGGCUGCCACAACUCUUGCAAAUAGCCUUAACAAGGAAUUUGGCUAUUUGCACACGCCAAAGUUGAGGGAACAUAUGCAGUAUUGUGUUGAUCAUCCUGAAGAGAUAACCAAGCUUGCAAAGGUGAAACCUCAAGUUUCUGAACUUAAGGGUGUCAUGAUGGAGUUUUUUAAGAAAAGGACAAUUAUUGUGGACCGAUUGGGGAAUGGACACUUCUCUACGAUACAAUCUGCCAUUGAUUCAGUCGCUUCCUACAACAAGAAUUGGGUUUAUAUCUAUGUGAUGGCAGGCACCUACAGGGAAAAGGUGAAGAUCACUUCUGACAAGCCUUUCAUCGUACUAAAAGGAGAGGGACAAAAGAACACUUUUGUUGAGUGGCAUGACCAUGAUUCAAGUGCAGAGAGUCCUACGUUCACAACCAUGGCCGACAAUGUCGUCGUCAAGUCCAUUAGCUUUAGGAAUACAUACAAUAAUAACAGAAAUGCUAACUCAAUGGAAGCUGCGGUAGCUGCAAUGAUAUUUGGCGACAGGUCGUACUUCUAUGACGUUGGCUUCUUUGGUUUGCAAGACACUUUGUGGGAUGGACAAGGAAGACAUUACUUCAAGUCUUGUACAAUUCAAGGUGCUAUGGAUUUUAUCUUCGGCACUGGCCAAUCUUUAUAUGAGGACUGUACCAUAUCCGCUAUUGGUGCUAAUCUUGGUCCUGGCAUUAUUGGUUUUAUCACGGCACAAGGGAGAACAAAUCCAAACGAUGCAAAUGGGUUUGUUUUUAAGCAUUGCAAUAUCGUUGGAAAUGGUACAACUUACUUGGGAAGACCAUGGAGAGGUUAUGCUAGAGUUCUUUUCUAUGAUACUAAAAUCUCUAACAUUAUCCAACCAUUAGGUUGGCAGCCAUGGGAUUUCGCUGGGCACGAGGAUCACAUAACAUUCGCAGAGUAUGGCAAUUCUGGACCUGGUUCUGACACUUCCAAGCGAGUAAGUUGGUUAAAGAAAUUGGAUUCAUCAACAGUUAGCAAGUUGGCAACUACUAGCUUCAUUGACACCGAAGGUUGGCUAAAUACACUGACGCAGCUCUAAAUCACUUUCAGAAGGGACCAUAAGCAACCAUCAGUUUACGUACAUGAUUGUUUCUUUUAAUGUUGCUGAAAUGAGAACUCUUCAUGUUCCACCUAUUUCAGAAUUUUCCAAAACCAGGGUUUACAUAACAAUCAGAAGGGAGCUAUAGACACUAUUUUUAUUUUUU